Populus euphratica (Euphrates poplar) is the source of this 1028-nucleotide messenger RNA. RefSeq names its product cold-regulated 413 plasma membrane protein 1-like. The transcript has 4 exons. The record is from RefSeq and is a predicted model, not a curated record. Bases 180 to 791 code for a protein of 203 amino acids. Gene Ontology annotation, cellular component: membrane. NCBI's taxonomy places the organism in Eukaryota, Viridiplantae, Streptophyta, Magnoliopsida, Malpighiales, Salicaceae.
AUGCAAGAACAGAUAGCUGUCUCUAUCUAUCUAAACUAGCAGUACUGCUGUGCCAGUUUUCACUUGGUACACUUCGCUCGUCUGUCCAGUCUCCAAAAGAACUGUUCUGGUUCUUGAAUUAUAACGGUGUAGCUGUGGGUUAUAUAGUCAACAGAGUGAGAAAAGCUAGAGAGCAAAAGAUGGGAAAGAAAAGUUACUUGGCGAUGAGGAGGGGUCAGGGAAUGGAGAGUAGCUUGUUUGCUUCUGAUUUUCAAGACUUGACUAAUGCUGCUAAGAGGCUAGCUAAUCAUGCUGUCAAGCUUGGUGGGUUAGGGUUUGGUACCACUUUUCUUGAAUGGAUCGCUGCUUUUGCUGCUAUUUAUCUACUGAUCUUGGAUCGAACGAACUGGAAAACCAACAUUCUUACUGGACUAUUAAUCCCUUACAUUUUCUUUACUCUUCCUUCAAUAUUGUUCAGCCUGCUCAGAGGAGAUGUUGGAAAAUGGAUCGCUUUCGUUGCUGUCAUUUUGCGUCUUUUCUUCCCAAAACGUUUCCCAGAUUGGCUUGAAAUGCCUGGUGCUUUGAUUCUUCUAAUAGUGGUGGCUCCUAGUUUGUUUACAAGCACGAUAAGGAAUAACUGGAUUGGUGUAGUCAUAUGUCUAGCCAUUGCAUGUUAUUUGCUGCAAGAACACAUCCGAGCAUCGGGUGGGUUUAGAAACUCCUUCACAAAAGCACAUGGCAUAUCCAACACUGUUGGCAUCAUCCUUCUGUUUGUUUAUCCUGCCUGGGCAUUGCUGAUUGAUUUGCUUUAAGCACACCUCAGCAGAUGUGCAUUGUAACCUUAUUAGCAGGCUUUUUAAGUGUGUUUUAGUUGUUUCAUCAAUUUGUUGUGAUAUUCAAAUUCGUUGUGAUUGAUGUGUCAUCGAGACUAUCAUUCAGUUAUAUAUUGGCAUUGCUGUACAAAAUCAAACUGUUUGCUGAACAAACCUUGAAGGAUUCUUGUAUUGCUCUCACCUGUAAAAAAAAAAAACAUUUCGUGUUCCCUAUAA